AAACCUAAAGAAGAAGAAGUGGAACACAUGUGGGAUGCAGGAAGUUCCUGUCGGAGGUGUUUUUACGGUGCACACUAACUUCCGGGCAGAUGACUAGAUUCAGAAGGUGAAAGUGUCUGUUUGAGAUUUAAAUCUUUUAAGUUUUUCCAACGUUUUACACGGAGACCAGACCCAGAGACUGGUUCCUACUUCCACGAAGUACUCGAAGUUUGUUUUAGGGAACCCGGAGCCUCCGAGCGGCGGUUCGCCCACCAGCUCGCGACAUUAGCACGCGAGCUAACCGGCUAGCUCCGCGGCACCCCGGGCACAGGGAACCCCGGAGCUGGGCCCUCGUUACCGGAGCCUCGUUCCGUCGAAACGACAAGAACCACCCGUCCUCCUCCUCCCAGCCCCGGGGCCAUUACGGAGAAGAUUCCCCUUUCAUGCGUGCACUGGGGCGGGUUUGGACAUUUUAAUGGGAGGCGCCUCGCUCCGGACGAGUGGACACCGCGGGCGCCAGUUGCGAGGGGAGCCGGGGUCCGCGCCGCGCCGUGCCGGGCUCGGAUGGAGUCUCUGGCCGGCUACGUGUACAAGGCGGCCAGCGAGGGCCGCGUCUUGACCCUGGCCGCGCUGCUCCACAACCACCCGGAUGCCGAGGUGCGCUACCUGCUGGGCCACGUCACGCAGGUGGCCGGGCAGAGGUCCACGCCGCUGAUUAUCGCGGCCCGCAACGGACACGACAAGGUGGUCCGGCUGCUGGUGGACCACUACAAGGUGGACACCGAGCAGACCGGCACGGUGCGCUUCGACGGCUAUGUCAUCGACGGGGCCACGGCGCUGUGGUGCGCGGCGGGGGCCGGUCACUUCGAGGUGGUGCGCCUUCUGCUGAGCCACCGUGCCAAUGUCAACCACACCACCAUCACAAACUCCACCCCUCUGCGCGCCGCCUGCUUCGAUGGCCGCCUGGACAUCGUGCACUACCUGGUGGAGCACCACGCUGACAUCCGCAUCACCAACAAGUACAACAACACCUGCCUGAUGAUCGCCGCCUACAAGGGCCACGCCGACGUGGUGGCCUUCCUGCUGGAGCAGGGGGCGGACCCCAAUGCCAAGGCCCACUGCGGCGCCACUGCCCUGCACUUCGCCGCCGAGGCGGGCCACCUGGAGAUCGUGAAGGAGCUUGUGCGCUGCCGGGCCAGCAUGGUGGUCAACGGGCACGGCAUGACGCCGCUGAAGGUGGCGGCGGAGAGCUGCAAGGCGGACGUGGUGGAGCUGCUGCUGGCGCACGCCGACUGCGACCCGUGCAGCCGCAUUGAGGCGCUGGAGCUGCUCGGCGCCUCGUUCGCUAACGACCGCGAGAACUACGACAUCCAGAGGACCUACCACUACCUGCACAUGGCCAUGGCGGAGCGCCACCGCGACCCGGAGCGUGUCCCCGCCAAGGAGCUGCCCCCCGCCAUCGAGGCGUACGGAGGCCGCGCCGAGUGCCAGACCCUCCGGGAGCUGGAGGCCAUCCGGGUGGACCGAGACGCCCUGCACAUGGAGGGCCUGAUGAUCCGGGAGCGGGUGCUGGGCUCGGACAACAUCGACGUGUCUCACCCAAUCAUCUACCGCGGCGCCGUCUACGCCGACAACAUGGAGUUUGAGCAGUGCAUCAAGCUGUGGCUGCACGCACUGCGGCUGCGACAAAAGGGCAACCGCAACACGCACAAGGACCUGCUGCGCUUCGCCCAGGUCUUCUCCCAGAUGGUGCACCUGAAGGAGGCGGUGCCGGCCUCCGCUGUGGAGCAGGUGCUGAGCUGCAGCGUGCUGGAGAUCCAGCGCAGCAUGGCACGUGUGGACACAGCGGCCGAGGCUGAGCAGCCGCAGGCUGUGGACAACUACGAGUCCAACGUCUUCACCUUCCUCUACCUGACUUGCAUCUCCACAAAGACGACCUGCGGCGAGGAGGCGCGCGCUCGCAUCAACAAGCACAUCUACGACCUGAUCCAGCUGGACCCGCGCUCCCGUGAGGGCUCCUCGCUGCUGCACCUGGCCAUCAGCUCCAGCACGCCGGUGGACGACUUCCACACCAACGACGUGUGCAGCUUCCCCAGCGCGCAGGUCACCAAGCUUCUGCUGGACUGCGGCGCCUCUGUUAACGCCACGGACCACGAGGGCAACACGCCGCUGCACGUCAUCGUGCAGUACAACCGGCCCAUCAGCGACUUCCUCACGCUGCAUGCCAUCAUCAUCAGCCUGGUGGAGGCCGGCGCCCACACCGACCGGACCAACAAGCAGAAGAAGACGCCGCUGGACAAGAGCACCACAGGCGUGUCGGAGAUCCUGCUGAAGACACAGAUGAAGAUGAGCCUCAAGUGCCUGGCGGCACGCGCCGUGCGCCGGCACCAUAUCUGCUACCGCGACCAGAUCCCCAAGACGCUGGAGGAGUUUGUGGAGUUCCACUGAGGACGCAUGCCGCCACGCUUUUUUUUAUCGUUUUCUAACAAAUCAAGUUUUUGAGCCUUUUUAUAAUAAUGCUUGGUUGCUUUUUUUUUAGUUUGAAUUUUACUUCGGAGAGACGCCAGAGAGCUGUUUCCUGUUUUGCCUUAUCUCUGUGAUGAUGGAGCCACAAUCUUACUGUGAUUCUGUCCCUGACACACACACACUAGCUUUCACUGGACUCAUCUGCUUCUCUGUAUUAAAUGGCAGAUAAUAACUGCGACUUGGUGUUCCUCCUCACAGAUCAAUAACCACGUCUUCCUCCUUUGAGCCUUGUGCACGUUGUUAAAAACACAGAGCAAAUAUUCCGUCAGAUACACUAUUGAGCUUUUAUUUUGAAAAACCUGUAUCUGAGCACGAAGCUAUGAUUGUUGAAAUCCUUUUCUUUUUUUAAAGUUUUAAUUAUUUGUCUUAAUAAGCAAUGAUGUCGUGGUCGUUUACAUCUGGAGAGAAAAAAACAUGAGCUUACAAGUUGAUGUGAUGGAAAUAGAACUUUCUUUUAAGUCUGUAUGAAGCUUUUUUUUUUCUUUUUUUUUUAACAAUUUAUUUUAAAUGAUGGACCUUAUUGGACUUAACUGUUUUAUUUAUUCACUGCGAGUGUCCUGUUUGAAUUUGGUUCUGCUCCAUUUUGUUCUUUUUACAUUUUAUUGUUUCUCUGUUUGCCUGAAAUGCCUCCUGAAAUAUGAUUUUUAAACCCAGAAAGAAAACAGAAAAUCGAAUGCCGAAGUCCAAAAAGCAGGAGCUUCUUUCUCUGUAGAUCCAGCGUGGAGGAUCAUCGGAGCGGAGCCUGGUUCUGCUCAUUCGUCUUCAGUAAACUUCUUAACUUGCUAUCUGCUUCUUCCUCAGCUCUUUGGAGUUCCUAGUGGCUCUGCAUCCUCUCUGGAGGGCUCCUUCUUAGGCCCAUUUAAACAGAGCUCCUCCUGGACCGUAAUAGGCCAAUCACAAGCUUAUUCUUAUGGUUUCUGUCCUGGUGGAGCUGGAAAUGUUUUAAUGUUUUUUUUUUUUUUUUUCUGUGGCUGAAAUGAAGCCAAAGAUUCUCUUCUGAGGGCGUCAGCUGUAAUGUACUUCCUGUGGAGUGAAUGCUGUCAAAUUAAAGGUCUGUCUGCAUCCUC
Messenger RNA from Gasterosteus aculeatus aculeatus (three-spined stickleback), 3572 nucleotides. It is a transcript of the gene fem1b, whose product is annotated as fem-1 homolog b. Gene Ontology annotation, molecular function: protein binding. The record is from RefSeq and is a predicted model, not a curated record. NCBI's taxonomy places the organism in Eukaryota, Metazoa, Chordata, Actinopteri, Perciformes, Gasterosteidae.